Epinephelus fuscoguttatus (brown-marbled grouper) is the source of this 2592-nucleotide messenger RNA. It is a transcript of the gene cyp20a1, whose product is annotated as cytochrome P450 20A1. The transcript is spliced from 13 exons. Gene Ontology annotation, molecular function: oxidoreductase activity, acting on paired donors, with incorporation or reduction of molecular oxygen; heme binding; monooxygenase activity. Bases 680 to 2074 code for a protein of 464 amino acids. Lineage: Eukaryota; Metazoa; Chordata; Actinopteri; Perciformes; Serranidae. The record is from RefSeq and is a predicted model, not a curated record. Gene Ontology annotation, cellular component: membrane.
CCGAUAGAGUUGGCCGUGUCUCUUGGCUCUGACCGGUUCUGCACAGAUUUUUGGGAAAGUGAAUGGGGUCACGACGGCAGAUUGUUAUCCUUUGCCCCGAGUUGAGGAUUGUGUUGAUCAUGUCGGCAGUGCCAAUUAUGGGACAAAACUUGAGCUGUUCAAAGGGUGUUGGCAGGUGCCGCUGACUCCUCGGGCAAGGGAGAUCUCUGCAUUUGUGAGCCCUGACGCUUUCUUACAGUAUACGGUUAUGCCAUUCGGCGUGCGUAACGCACCUGCUACAUUUCAGCGUUUGGUAAACACGGUCUUGUCGGGCUUGUCAGGGUGCGAGGCAUAUUUGGACCAUGUGGUGGUUUAUUCGAGUUGGUGGGACGAUCACAUGCAGCAGCUUCAGGCAGUGUUUGGAAGGCUGCGUGAUGCCAAGCUCACACUCAAUUUGGCAAAGUGUGAGUUUGGUCAAGCUGCAGUGACGUAUUUGGGAAAAGUUGUGGGUCGGGGGCAAGUAAAGCCGGGGCAAGUAUUUCAUCCAGCUCACCCGUCGACUCUCUCUGAGAUCACCUAGCAGGAGUCUCGCCCGUUAUGUUUCUGUUGACUUGGUGACGGUGUGUGUUCUCAGUUUGGGGAGGAAAUCUCCACAUAUGUCUAAAAGUUUGCAAAACAGUGCAGCUUGAAGCGAGAAGUCAUGCUGGACUUUGCCAUCUCCGCUGUCACGUUUGUCAUCAUCUUGGUCGGCGCUGUUCUCUAUUUGUAUCCGUCUUCCAGAAGGGCCUCUGGUAUCCCAGGUCUCAAUCCCACAGAUGAAAAGGAUGGGAACCUGCAGGACAUUGUGAACAGAGGCAGUCUGCACGAGUUCCUCGUCACUCUGCAUCAGGAGUUUGGGUCUGUGGCGUCGUUCUGGUUCGGCGGUCGGCCAGUGGUCAGCCUGGGCUCCGUGCACCAGCUUCAGCAGCACAUCAACCCCAACCACACGACUGACUCCUUUGAGACGAUGCUGAAGUCGUUGCUGGGAUACCAGUCUGGAAUGGGGGGCGGAGCCGCUGAGACUGUAUUAAGGAAAAAGGUGUAUGAGAAUGCCAUCAACAACACACUGAAAAACAACUUCCCUCUUGUGCUCAAGCUGGUGGAGGAGCUGGUGGGAAAGUGGAAGUCAUUCCCAGACUCUCAACACAUCCCUCUGUGUGCCCACCUGCUGGGUCUGGCCUUGAAGACUGUCACCCAGCUGGCUCUGGGAGAGAGCUUCAAAGACGACGCCAAGGUCCUUUCCUUCCGCAAGAACCACGACGCGAUCUGGUCAGAAAUCGGAAAAGGCUACUUGGACGGCUCCCUGGAGAAGAGCUCCAGCAGGAAGGGACAUUAUGAGAAGGCUCUGUCAGAGAUGGAGUCGGUGCUGCUGUCAGUGGCGAAGGAGAGGAAAGCCCAGAGGAAGCAGACGACAUUUGUGGACGCUCUGCUUCAGUCCAGCCUCACAGAACGACAGAUCAUGGAGGAAUGCAUGGUUUUCACUCAGGCUGGAUGCGUCAUCACUGCUAACUUGUGUAUCUGGGCACUUCACUUCCUGUCCACCUCAGAGGAACUUCAGAACAAACUGUACCAGGAGCUGGAUGAGGUUCUGGGUUCAGACCCAGUGACCUUGGACAAAAUCCCUCAGCUCAGAUACUGCCAGCAGGUCCUCAACGAGACAGUGAGGACCGCCAAGCUGACCCCCGUCGCGGCUCGGCUUCAGGGGGUGGAGGGCAAAGUCGAUCAACAUGUCAUCCCCAAAGAGACUUUGGUCAUUUACGCUUUGGGAGUGGUCCUGCAAGACUCUGACGCCUGGAGCAUCCCAUACAGGUUUGACCCGGAUCGAUUUGAGGAGGAAUCAGUCAGGAAGACCUUCUGUCUGCUCGGAUUCUCAGGGAAUCAAACGUGUCCAGAGCUCAGGUUCGCCUACACUGUCGCUACUGUCCUGCUCAGCACGCUGGUGCGGCAGCUGAAGCUCCACCAGAUAAAGGGACAGGUCAUGGAGGUCCGAUCAGAGCUGGUGUCCACACCCAAAGACGAAACCUGGAUCACCGUCAGCGGAAGAAGCCAGAACUAGUCCUGUUUCUGAGAAGUACUUAACGUCUUGAUGAAAGCAAUUACCAGCAAAGUAUUUCUUGAAUGUUCAGGGUCCUGUCUGCAGGAGAAACAUCAUUUCUCACGUUAACUCCUGCCUUUAUGGUCAUUGGCACUUCUUGGAAUUAAACUCAUAAUUUGCAUCAUUCUUGAGGCUUUUUCCAAAAUUGGUAGAAUUUUUACGUUCAGUUUUCCUUGCACCGUAACAGUUUUCUAGCUGGUGCUUUUCCUGUCCCAACAAUCUGAGGCCUUAAGCACAUUAUUACCUUGUCAGAUUUGCACUUGUUGAAAUCUGCUGAAGGCAGAAAACUCAGUGGUUUAGUUCUCUAACAUAGAGAAAAAAACAACUAGUGCUGCUAGAGCUUUUCCUAUCAUUCCUAGCACAGCUGCCUUGGGUCAGAAUCCCCCAAAACACGGGGCUUGUUUGUCUGUUGAUAGGGCCCACGUGGCAUUUCAUUCCUUUUUAAACACGACUUACAUAUGAUUAAAUAUGUAUGAGGA